CCUGUUUCAGUUGCUAGACAGUCGUAAAACUGUUUACACCAGCAAGUAUAUGACACUGUGCGUACUUCAAAAGUGAUAUUUUGUAAAAGUAUAUAGUUCAUUAUACAAUGGGUCGCGGUAAAAGACUGAGUGAUUGUGAUAUAGCAACAAUUCAGGAUUUGCGUGGAUUUGGAGUACGUCAUGCACAGGCCUCUUUUUGGUUUCUGGCAAAUGUUAUCGGAUACUGCCUUCGAGUAUGUAUAUCGAUAGCCAUUGUGGAAAUGACGAAUACUUCGUCAACUCAACAUGAUGUGUAUAAUUGGAACAGCAAUGAACAAUCGACCAUCCUGAGUGCCUUCUUUUGGGGAUACACGGUUAUGCAAAUACCAAGUGGCUACAUUGCGAGGAUUUGGAGCGCACAAAAACUAUUGAGUUUUGGCAUGUUGAUUUGCGGUGCCUUGAAUAUUUUAACACCUAUCGCUGCAAAAUACGGAGGUUUGAUGGCUGUCUGUGCCUGUAGGGUAUGCAUGGGUCUCUGUCAGAGUUGUCUUUUACCUUGUACACAUACCCUUCUUUCGAAAUGGACAAACCCAAAUGAGAGAUCACGAUUCGGUGCGUUUGCCUACGCCGGAGGACAAUUCGGUACUGUGAUAUCCUUUCCAAUUUCUGGGCUAUUAGGAGGGUCAGCUGCAGGUUGGCCGUCUAUAUUUUAUUUCUUCGGAGCUUUAGCCAUGGUUUGGAGUAUUACGUACUUCAUAUUUGGUUAUGAUAGCCCGUCCGUACAUCCACGAAUAUCAAAUAUGGAAAUGCAACACAUAGAAGACAGUUCAGGAACUUCUGACAAAGAGGAUGCAUCACCUGACAAUACGACGAAGAGUCUGCCAUGGAAAGCAAUAUUCACUUCAGUACCAAUGUGGGCUCUCAUAAUCGUCCAUUGUGGUCAAAACUGGGGAUACUGGACUCUGAUCACCGAAAUGCCAUCAUACAUGAAGGGAGUUUUAAAAUACGAUAUAGCACAGAAUGGAGUAAUGUCAGCACUACCAUACUUGACAAUGUGGAUCUUAAGUUUUCCAAUGAGCUGGCUAUCUGAUUAUGCACUGCAAAAAGGUGUUGCAAGAGGAAUAGUUAGAAAAGUGUGCAACUCUGUUGCACACUGGGGACCAGCAAUAGCUUUGAUUUGUCUUGCUGCAAUACCUAUAGAGAGUAGUGGUGUGGUUGUAGCUAUUCUUGCAAUAGCUGUAGGAUUAAAUGCUGGAGCUCUUUGUGGAUUUCAAAUAAAUCACAUUGAUCUAAGUCCUAAUUUUGCCGGAACAAUGAUGUCCAUUACAAAUUGCAUUGCAUCCGUAAUAGCAAUAAUUGCUCCACUAAUUUGUGGAGUUAUUGUUCUUGAUAAUGAGAACAAAACGUAUUGGUCAAUAGUAUUUUAUAUUUCUGCUGUUAUUUAUUUCAUAGGAAAUUUAGUUUUUAUUGUAUUUGGUAAAGCUGAAGUUCAAUCCUGGAAUGAUCCUACAUCUUCAAAGAUUAAAAAACGAAGUAUAAAAGAUUCUAUAGCGUAAAAGUGAAUGAUUCAAAUUAACUACUUUUAUUAAAGUUAGUACGAAAUGCCAUUCUGUUAUGUACUCAAUAUAUUAUUUUGUACUCUGUAAGUUAGUUUGUAAAAUUCUAUUUUAUUAUUUUUAAUUUACUGUUUUGUAAUCUUUUGUUUUUUAAAAACAUAUUUAUAUUUUUCCUUACUAUAAUGAGUUCCUAAACACUAUUUAUAUUUAUAACUAGUAGACAGAAUAUAAAGAACUCGUAUUAUUGUUUUCGAUGAGAAAAGAGAUUUUUAUUUUCAAAAAUCAAUGUCUCUAGAAAAGGAUGUUAAACAAGGAAUUAUGUUUCUUUUCUAUCUAUAGUACCUCUUUCAAUUAAAUCUUCCAGCAUAAAUAAGCACUAAUACUGAAUGAAUAAAUAUAUGAGUUUAUGUUUUAUACAUGAAUUAUAUAAAGGUAUUAGUUCACAAAAAAACAAGUGCAGUGCAUACUGCAAAAUACGUAAAACAUAAUAUAUAAUAAUGCUUCAUAAAAUGUAAAAGGUUAUGAAUUAAUUAAUUGACAAUUGUGAAUCAGCAUGCCACCUUAUCAAAUAAUGAUCUUCUGAGAAGUCUGAUAGUUGAAGGGUUUAUAGUAAUCAUUAAAAGGGGUAAAAGAUGUUUAAUCAAUAUAGGUACUAAUAUAUAAGUAUAUUGUAUAUGUAACAUAUAUAACUAUACAGUUGUGAACUCAAGAUUAUUAAUAAUAUUAACAAAGGACUGUUAUAACAAAUUAACUGUCACAUAAUUGCAAACAUAGUAUAAAUCGUCAAUAUUCAUCCAAUUUAGUAGGCAUUACUCUCAUACCAUUUGCUAUGUCUGUUCACUAUUCUAAUGUGUUAAUAAUAAUUUGGACUGUAGAACUUUGAAAUAAUACUUCAAAUUUUUCUAUGUCAUCCCUUUGAUUAUAUAUUUAGUAUGUAUUGCAAAGAAGUUUACUUAUGGGAUUUAACAUUAAUAAAUAA
Nomia melanderi (Alkali bee) is the source of this 2514-nucleotide messenger RNA. RefSeq names its product putative inorganic phosphate cotransporter. Gene Ontology annotation, biological process: transmembrane transport; monoatomic anion transport. The record is from RefSeq and is a predicted model, not a curated record. Gene Ontology annotation, cellular component: membrane. Gene Ontology annotation, molecular function: transmembrane transporter activity. NCBI's taxonomy places the organism in Eukaryota, Metazoa, Arthropoda, Insecta, Hymenoptera, Halictidae.